Molecule: messenger RNA, 2730 nt
Organism: Spirometra erinaceieuropaei
Lineage: Eukaryota; Metazoa; Platyhelminthes; Cestoda; Diphyllobothriidea; Diphyllobothriidae
Source: the annotation of a GenBank genome assembly
AUGAGCCCAAACCAGAAGCAGAUCCACAAUGUGCCCUCCUCGAGCGAACUACUUCACAGACGCCGGUGGACAACCGAGUUCGAGUUUGGGGGCAAACUCAACGGCGGCGCUGUAGACAACGCCUACUCCAGGACGCAAGCCUCGAAGUUUCCUCGUGAAGGUCCUGUAGGCUUAAGUCACAGCGACUCCUGUAUAGUUUCACCCGUCUGCCAGCUGUCCAGUGACACAGGAACCCUUGAGAGGACUGAGGUCGAGUCUAAACAACUCCCGAGGAAUACCUUCGGUAACAGUGGUAGCGACCACUUUAGAGAUUCGAGUAUUUGCCAAAGACAACAUAAUGUACAGACCUCGCAGAGAAGGGUCCCCAGCUGCCUCCCAGCUGGAAAGCAUAUCAAAGAGUGGAGUCCGUCUUCCAGUUACCGUCUAGGAUAUCAAAAUGACAACAACCCUCUCCGUGCCUUAGGAGCUCGAUGCCUUCUACAGGCCCAAACAGAGAACUCGAACCAGCUCGGAAUGAACAGUCGUCAGACGCGGACAAUGGAGGAGUUGAAAAGGAGCCUCGAACAGCUGGCGGCCGAGGUCCACAACGACAACCUCCAACUGACAGAUCUUCUACAGGUCAAGCUUGCGCCUCCGAAACCCCCACCGGGACCGUCGAAGGAGGACCUGGAGGAGCUGCGAAACAGCAUUAAGCAGCUGGCUGGGGAGUUGAAAACUGAGAACCAACAAUUGGAGAGUGCUCUGCAGGCCUCGCUGGCCAGUAGGUCUCAAGCUCUGAAGGAAAAAAGUCAGCCGCCGAAUGCCACUGACGCGGCUCUCCUUGAGGCCAUUGAAGCUCUAAAGACCAGUGUUAGGGCGCUCGCGACAGAGGUCGAGGAUGUUACUGGUAAACACGUUCCUGAACAAGCCAGUGCACUGACAAAUGCCAUAUCAGCCAUCUCGGCUUCAGCCAAGGGCAUGUUCUCCAAGUUCCUCUCCUCCAAAUCGCACGCGGAUGAGGAUUCGAAAAAAGGUGUAUUCGCGGAGAUAAAUGGCGAGGAAGAGGAGAAGAAGAAGGGCAUGUUUUCAAAACUCAUGUCCUUAAAAUCCUCCCCGGCGGAACAGGAGCGCGACUCCUUAAGUUCGCUCACUCCGCCUGCACAGGCUGAACCAGAGCGGUCGUCCAAAGUUCCAUCAUUAGCAUCAUCAUCAGCAACGACAGCAGCCAAGCCAGCCAGUAUUUAUGAAAAGGCUAAAAAGAGCAUUUUGUCGAGGACCAGUGUUCAUCAGACUGCACCACCGGAGACUCCAAGACGCGACACCGCAAAAAGCAGUACUGUCGCAAAGCGUUCGACCCUUUCCUCACGAGGUGGUGCCGAGGGUGUUCCGUCAGUGGAAACCCCGAGACGCAGUACUGGAAAGAACAGUACUAUUGUCAGACGUUCGGAGGCUUCCAAAAGUGUGCGAAGUCAGGCAACGCGGAAGUCCAGCAGAAAGACUGCGGCCGCCAAACCCUCGCAGACUGCUGCGUCAGCCUCUGAACCUCCAUCUGAUGGUCGGGCUUCGGUUAUAAGUACUGCCACGCCGGUGGAAAGUGACGAAGACAAGGUGUCGGUGGUCAGUUCGCAGGGUGGCACCGAAAUGGAUGUCCCAGCUGCUAGGGAAUCAAGGGUGUCUGCGGUUUCAGCGGUCUCCUCGGUGUCAGCACAGCAGACACCUCCCGCAGUGCGUGUUAGUGCUCUGCCAACAGAUGUUCGCUGCUACGCUCCAGAUGGGACUUUAAUCCGAGACUCUAGCAAGUGUCCCCAUUACGCCAGUGUACCCUACGCACCGAAGAUAAAGCAGCCAUCGCAGUACUCAAAAGGAGUGUCGGAGGGGGCUGUGGCCAGCGGUGUCGAUGAGCCAAGACCAUCGCAACAGUCGAGCGGAUCAACGCGUUCUGUCCUGCUGCCAAAUCUCCUUGAGACAGAAGAUCGUCGAAUCAGCCAAUCCUCGAGAUCCACCCUCGAGCUCUCGGGCAGCCAAGCCGAGGACCGGUCGUCCGUUAGAUCAUCCCUGCUGGGGGAGGGAAGAGGAAGCGGGGAGCAAGCAUCGUCUCAGGACUCAACACCCCGGCUACGGAAGAGUGUAAGCUCUCAAGAGCAACAACAGAGUCCUGACAGCAACGCUCCCACUUCCCCUAAUGGCUCCAGUGACCGCACGGAUCAGUUAACACCAUCAAUCACCAGAUCAUUGGUGAGCUCUUCGCUCGCAGACCGUCUAAAUCCACUCAUUGUAGAGGCCCUGGAAGAGAUCAAAACCAGUGUCGCCAUAAUUGAUCGAGAGGCGCACAGGAGGAACACUAAAGUUCCCACGCCCCCGCCACCAUCGCCACCGCCACUUCCAGAUCCCGUUAUCGUCGAAGCCAUAGAUGAAAUCCGCCGGAGCCUCAGGGCUAUGCAGAAGGACACCGUAGUCUCGGAGUCCACGGCCUCAGAGUCCUCUGAGGCGGUCAAACUCCUCAAGGACAUUAAGGCCAGCCUUCAAAGACUGGCGGAGAAUAAGAAAAAGGCCGAGGAGAAAAAGAAGAAGGCGGCUGAAGCAGCAGCAGCAGCAGCCGCUGAGCAGGGCGACCGGACAGGGGGAGGAACUGCCGCGGGUCGCCGAAAUUGCUGCUGCUGUUGUUCAGAUGGGAGGCGAAGGCCAAAUCCUUCGUUCCUCCCUUCUCCACCUCCUCCUCCUCCUCGUCCUCCUCCGUCUCCUCCUCUCUGA